AUAAAAUGAUUAUUUAUCAUAUUUUUUAUAAUUUUGGGUAAACUAAUAACUUAAAAGUAAAUUACUUCCCAGAUAUAAUUUUGUUUUAACAAAAAGACACCACCGUAUACCUGGUUAUGUUGUUAUAUGAUCUUGAUGAAAAAAUUGUUUGGAUCUAUUACGGUGUAUGUGCAUCUUGAAACAUGGCUUGGUAAAAUGUCACUCUUGAAACCAAAGUACCCUUUGUCCCUUUCAGCUUUUGUAACAGCGGCAGCCAUAUCCACCACCACCACCAUCUCUCACCGUUUUCCAUGUCUUGAAAUCGCGCCUCCUAAACCUAAACAUCCACAACACUUGCUCUCUCUUCUUCUCAAACAUCCUUCUCAACCCAAAAUUCUGCAACAAAUUCACUGUCACAUUAUCACCUCUGGCCUCUUUCACUACCCUUUUCACGACACCUCCACUUGUUUACUCCUCUUCAACAACGUCAUCCGCUGUUACUCCCGUGGCCCUUCCCCCCACCUAGCUCUUCACUUCUUUAGCUACACCCAACACUCCCACACUUUCUUCACAUACCCUUCCCUUGACACCUUCUCUUUUGCCUUUCUUUCUAACGCUUCUGCCAAUCCAACCUGCACCCACUUUGGGAUUCAACUCCACGCCCUCAUUUUCAAGGUUGGGUUUCAGUUUCAUGUGUAUGUGCAAACUGGGCUGUUGCAAAUGUACUCAAGUUCGGGUCUUUUAGUUGAAGCCGCACAAGUGUUCUACCAAAUGCCGCGCAGAAGCUUAGUCACUUGGAAUGUUUUUCUCACUGGUUUGAUCAAAUGGGAGGAGGUUGAACUUGCACUUUCUGUGUUUAAUCAGAUGCCUUCUCGGAGUGUAGUGUCGUGGACCCUUGUUAUUGAUGGAUACACACGCAGGAAUCAGCCCACGAAAGCUUUAACUUUGUUUAGGGAAAUGAUCGAAGUUGAUGGUAUAGAACCUACUCAAGUUACUCUUUUGACCAUUUUUCCUGCUAUUGCGAAUAUUGGGUGUAUUAAGAUAUGUCAAUCAGCUCAUGGAUAUGCGGAGAAGAGAGGGUUCAAUUCCUCUGACAUACGCAUUACCAAUGCAUUAAUUGAUUUGUAUGCAAAGUGUGGAUGCAUAGCAAGUGUGAAUAGAUUCUUGCAGGAGUUACCUGAUCAGAGGAAGAAUUUGGUAUCAUGGACUUCAGCAAUCUCUGGUUUUGCAAUGAAUGGGAUGGGGAGGGAAGCUCUGGAGACUUUUGAAAACAUGGAGAAGGCUGGACUUAGGCCAAACCGUGUGACAUUCCUUAGUGUUUUGAGUGCCUGUAGUCAUGGAGGAUUGGUUGAAGAAGGCCUCAAUUUUUUUGUUAAAAUGGCAAAGGAUUGUGAAGUUGUGCCAGAUAUCAAACACUACGGUUGUGUGAUAGAUAUGCUGGGGAGGGCUGGGAGGUUAGAAGAAGCUGAAAAGGUUGCUUCAGAGGUACCUCAUGAGGUUGCCAAUGCUGUGAUGUGGAGAACGUUGCUGGGUGCUUGCAGUGUUCAUAAUAAUGUUGAAAUUGGUCAGAGGGUGACCAGAAAAGUACUAGAGAUGGAGAGAGGACACGGUGGGGAUUAUGUUCUUAUGUCCAAUAUUCUUGUUGGUGUUGGGAGAUUUAAGGACGCUCAAAGGUUGAGAGAUAUGAUAGAUGAAAGAAUUGCAUUUAAACUUCCUGGCUAUAGUAUAGCCUAA
This is a messenger RNA of Vigna unguiculata (cowpea), 1713 nucleotides long. RefSeq names its product pentatricopeptide repeat-containing protein At1g09220, mitochondrial pseudogene. The record is from RefSeq and is a predicted model, not a curated record. Lineage: Eukaryota; Viridiplantae; Streptophyta; Magnoliopsida; Fabales; Fabaceae.